CCCCACCGGAAAGCCACACUUCAAUGGAUUCGGAGAUUCCGGAACUUUCGGACGAAGCCGAGGAACACGUCAAACUCGACAACGGUGAAGAGGUUGCAUUGCCUCCACGCACACGCCUGGUGGCCACUACCGACGUUCAGCAAGGAAAUACAGUAGUACAGGUGCCAGUAUCACUUCCGGUUGGUACACUAAUUGGUGGAGCUACCUUCAACGUUCUCACCACCGAACAAAUACAACACUUUAAACCAAUGAUUUGCGUCGACAACAACGGAUUCGUCUCGAGCAGUACGGUGGUCGGAGAUUUGGGCAACGAACUGAAACAGACACAUAUCGUGAUCCAGCAGCAGAGUUCCUCCGACAACAACAACCAGCAGCAGGAUGACUCGGGGCUGGUGGAAAGCGGCCAGUCGCAGAACAAUUCGCAGCAAUCCUCACAGCAACAAACCACCCAGGAGUACCGUGUCGAGGGUAACAGUGCACUAGCGAACCAUUUGGCCAACGUGGAGAUAUUGCAGGUGCGCUGUAAAACCACGACCGGUGAACUGUACAAAAGCCGGCUAGGUUCGGGCGGGCGGGGGAAAUGCAUCAAGCAUAAGGACGGUUGGUACACGCCGAGUGAGUUCGAAAACAUCUGUGGCAGAGGCUCGAGCAAAGACUGGAAACGAUCGAUAAGGUAUGGUGGACGUAGCUUGCAGACGCUCAUCGACGAAGGUAUCCUAACGCCGCACGCCACUAGCUGCACCUGUUCUGCGUGCUGUGACGAUGAGUCUGGAGAAACUGCAACUGGUCCCGUGCGUCUUUUCACACCUUACAAGCGCCGACGAAGAAACCAAAGUGAACACGAACCACCCCAGCUGGACAAAAAGAAGCGCAUCGUCGUCACGACGGGUUCGGCCACGUCAACCGGCGCGAACGCCACCAGCACAUCUGGCACCAUUGUUAACAGCAACAACAAUUCUACCAGCAACAACAACGCAGCACACACCAACAAUGCCAUCAUUAGCAGCAAUAGUACCACCACGACGAACAAUACCGCCAUAAAUAAUCAGCAGCAGGUAGCUGUGCAAGCAGCACAAGUGCAUGCGGCCACACGGCAACAGCUACAUCAAGCGACCGCCACAAUAAAUGCAACUCCCAUCAUUACCAACAAUACGAGCACCACAACGACCACUACGACGGUGAAGGUUGUGCAGCAGGAACAGCAGCAGGAGCUGCAGAACGAAUUGAUCACAACCAAAGAGGAACCGUGGCAAACGUUAACGGAGGGAAUCGACUCAACGACAGAAUUCGUGGACCAACAAACUCAAUUGUUAGCUGAAGCUAAUUUACCAUUCGAAAGGAUGAAAUCGUUCUGCACGCAGCUCAUGAAAAUGGUGCAGGAAAUGCGAAAAUGCAUUGUGGAAACGCAGGAGAUGCAUAACCGCCAGCUGGAAUGUAUGCAACGGGAACGGGAUGCCGCAAUACUUACCGUGACACAACUCGAACAGGAGCAAAGCAUCAACAGCAACUGCAUUCCCCCGGGAUCUAUCCAUGCGAAUAAAAAGUGCGCCAACUGUAACCGAGAAGCUUUGGCCGAAUGUUCGCUGUGCCGGAGGACACCGUACUGUUCGACGUUCUGUCAGCGCAAAGACUGGAUAACGCACCAGAACGAGUGUGUGCGCAGUACGCAGGAACCAACGCAUCAGAUAAUGCUAAUAGUGGACGAAACGCAAUAGCCUUUAAUGUUCUAAUCGGACCAACCCGCAAGGGUAAAGCUUGAUCGACGUGUGCAAAUCUAACAAAUCGAUCGGCUGGACUCCGAUGAAGGACAA
This is a messenger RNA of Anopheles maculipalpis, 1811 nucleotides long. RefSeq names its product deformed epidermal autoregulatory factor 1 (gene Deaf1). Lineage: Eukaryota; Metazoa; Arthropoda; Insecta; Diptera; Culicidae. Bases 24 to 1715 code for a protein of 563 amino acids. The transcript has 5 exons. The record is from RefSeq and is a predicted model, not a curated record. Gene Ontology annotation, cellular component: nucleus. Gene Ontology annotation, molecular function: DNA binding; DNA-binding transcription factor activity, RNA polymerase II-specific. Gene Ontology annotation, biological process: regulation of transcription by RNA polymerase II.